Messenger RNA from Pongo pygmaeus (Bornean orangutan), 2591 nucleotides. RefSeq names its product signal peptide peptidase like 2B (gene SPPL2B). Bases 11 to 1870 code for a protein of 619 amino acids. Gene Ontology annotation, biological process: membrane protein proteolysis. The transcript is spliced from 15 exons. NCBI's taxonomy places the organism in Eukaryota, Metazoa, Chordata, Mammalia, Primates, Hominidae. Gene Ontology annotation, cellular component: lumenal side of endoplasmic reticulum membrane; cytoplasmic side of endoplasmic reticulum membrane; Golgi-associated vesicle membrane. The record is from RefSeq and is a predicted model, not a curated record. Gene Ontology annotation, molecular function: aspartic endopeptidase activity, intramembrane cleaving.
CCCCACGCGCAUGCGCGGCGCAUGCGUGGCCCGGGGUCUCGGGGCGUUGCUGGGAAACAUCUGCCGAUGGUUGCGGCGGGCACCGGCCGACAUGGCGGCAGCGGUGGCGGCUGCGCUGGCGCGGCUUUUGGCGGCCUUUCUGCUCCUCGCGGCCCAGGUGGCCUGUGAGUACGGCAUGGUGCACGUGGUCUCCCAGGCUGGGGGCCCCGAAGGCAAAGACUACUGCAUCCUCUACAACCCGCAGUGGGCCCAUCUGCCGCACGACCUCAGCAAGGCAUCUUUCCUGCAGCUGCGCAACUGGACGGCCUCCCUGCUCUGCUCCUCGGCCGACCUCCCCGCCCGUGGCUUCAGCAACCAGAUCCCGCUGGUGGCGCGGGGGAACUGCACCUUCUAUGAGAAAGUGAGGCUGGCCCAGGGCAGCGGAGCACGCGGGCUGCUCAUCGUCAGCAGAGAGAGGCUGGUCCCCCCAGGAGGUAAUAAGACGCAAUAUGAUGAGAUUGGCAUUCCCGUGGCCCUGCUCAGCUACAAAGACAUGCUGGACAUCUUCAGGCGUUUCGGCCGCAUGGUGAGGGCGGCGCUGUAUGCGCCUAAGGAGCCGGUGCUGGACUAUAACAUGGUCAUCAUCUUCAUCAUGGCCGUGGGCACCGUCGCCAUCGGUGGCUACUGGGCCGGGAGUCGGGACGUGAAGAAAAGGUACAUGAAGCACAAGCGUGAUGACGGGCCCGAGAAGCAGGAGGACGAGGCGGUGGACGUGACGCCGGUGAUGACCUGCGUGUUCGUGGUGAUGUGCUGCUCCAUGCUGGUGCUGCUCUACUACUUCUACGACUUCCUCGUGUAUGUGGUCAUCGGGAUCUUCUGCCUGGCCUCCGCCACCGGCCUCUACAGCUGCCUGGCGCCCUGCGUGCGGCGGCUGCCCUUCGGCAAGUGCAGGAUCCCCAACAACAGCCUGCCCUACUUCCACAAGCGCCCGCAGGCCCGUAUGCUGCUCCUGGCGCUCUUCUGCGUGGCCGUCAGCGUGGUGUGGGGCGUCUUCCGCAACGAGGACCAGUGGGCCUGGGUCCUCCAGGACGCCCUGGGCAUCGCCUUCUGCCUCUACAUGCUGAAGACCAUCCGUCUGCCCACCUUCAAGGCCUGCACGCUGCUGCUGCUGGUGCUGUUUCUCUACGACAUCUUCUUCGUGUUCAUCACGCCCUUCCUGACCAAGAGUGGGAGCAGCAUCAUGGUGGAGGUGGCCACUGGGCCCUCGGACUCGGCCACCCGUGAGAAGCUGCCCAUGGUCCUGAAGGUGCCCAGGCUGAACUCCUCACCUCUGGCCCUGUGUGACCGGCCCUUCUCACUCCUGGGUUUCGGAGACAUUUUGGUGCCAGGGCUGCUGGUGGCCUACUGCCACAGGUUUGACAUCCAGGUACAGUCCUCCAGGGUAUACUUCGUGGCCUGCACCAUCGCCUAUGGCGUUGGCCUCCUUGUGACAUUCGUGGCGCUGGCCCUAAUGCAGCGUGGCCAGCCCGCCCUCCUCUACCUGGUGCCCUGCACGCUGGUGACGAGCUGCGCUGUGGCGCUCUGGCGCCGGGAGCUGGGCGUGUUCUGGACGGGCAGCGGCUUUGCGAAAGUCCUACCUCCAUCUCCGUGGGCCCCAGCGCCAGCCGACGGCCCGCAGCCUCCCAAAGACUCUGCCACGCCGCUCUCCCCGCAGCCGCCCAGCGAAGAACCAGCCACAUCCCCCUGGCCUGCUGAGCAGUCCCCAAAAUCACGCACGUCCGAGGAGAUGGGGGCUGAAGCCCCCAUGCGGGAGCCUGGGAGCCCGGCUGAACCCGAGGGCCGGGACCAGGCCCAGCUGUCCCCGGUAACCGAGCCUGGCGCCUCAGCCUAAGGGAGGAGUGAGACGCUCGCUGCCGUGCCCACCACACCAAGAUGUUGGGGCUGCCUGGCGCCCAAUGGAGACAGACAGACAGACGCCUGUCCCCCGGGACUGAGGCCUGUGGCGUCCCCACCCGCCCCAACAUGGUGCUCAUCCUUGCCGAGACCCCCGCGGUCCGUGCCUGCGCCCAGCCCAGCUGUCCCGGCUGCACGCCUGCUGCUCCAAGCUCGCCCGGCUGCCAAAAGCUCUCUGCGGGUCCGUCCUCCCCACCGGGGUCCGUCCUCGCAGGCCCUGCCUGGCCUCUCUGCAGACCCUCAAGCGUCGUCUGCAUGAGUGAGCAGGCGUGGGUAGACUCUGGCCGCGGCCACACUUGGUGCUCACCAGCUGCUUCGUCCUUCAGGUGACCUCCUUCCCCACGGUGUCCUGUUCUCCGGGCGGAAGAGCAGCUUUCUGUCUCCCAGAAGGCAUCGCUUUUCCCUCUUGAGCCGAUCGGAGCCCCUAGGAGGUUUGGAAGCUGCCUCCAAGCUUAGGACACAGACUGGUGGCCGGGGCGGUCUCUGGACCCUGACGCUGGCUGAGACAGGCCUGUGGGGCAGGGUUUCGGGGCGUGAACGAGGCUGGCAGUGAGUGGACAAGCUGCUCCCCUGGUUAAGGCCCUGCCCUGCCCUCAGCCAGAGGUGCCCGGCUGUGCCUGCACACUCCUCCCCGUUUUAAUAAAUGGUCGCAACUUCUA